Molecule: messenger RNA, 1446 nt
Organism: Eriocheir sinensis (Chinese mitten crab)
Lineage: Eukaryota; Metazoa; Arthropoda; Malacostraca; Decapoda; Varunidae
Product: zinc finger protein 436-like
Exons: 3
Coding region: 514-1446 (310 amino acids)
Biological process (GO): regulation of transcription by RNA polymerase II
Cellular component (GO): transcription regulator complex; PcG protein complex
Molecular function (GO): DNA-binding transcription factor activity, RNA polymerase II-specific; RNA polymerase II cis-regulatory region sequence-specific DNA binding
Source: RefSeq, a predicted model, not a curated record
CCACAAUGCCCCCACGCCCACACACUGCCCCCACGCCUCCACGCCCACACAGUGCCCCCACGCCCACCCAGUGCCCCCACGCCUCCAUGCCCAUCCACCACCCCUGGUGCUGGUGCAGCAGCGAGGGUCUGAGGCGGGUGCCGUGCUGCGUCCUCACUGCCGCUGACUUCUGUUGCAGUGGAGGCUGCAGGGCCGGGCAGCAGCCUGAGGGGCCAGGACCAGCAGGAGCAGCCUGCCACUGCUGUGAGGAUCAGUGCCAGACUAUGCAGUACAGUAAAGUGCAAUUCCUUCAUCAUAUUUUGUGCCAAAGAAAAAAUUCAGUGCCAUACCUUUGAACAGCACCUUGCAUGCUCUGAUCAGGGGUGCUCAGGAGAACCACCACCACCACCACCGCCACCACUUUGCUGCUGGCAUCUCCAGCCAUAAAGGAAAGGGAGAGUUUGAGUGAGAGAAGGUUUGAGACCGAGAGCAAGUUCACCAGACACAGCCUUGCACACACUGCUGAAGGGAAGCAUGAGUGCCAAGAGUGUGGGAAAAGACUCCCUGGGAAGGGUGACCUCAACAAACACACCCACCUACUCUGGUGGAAGACCUCAUGAAUGCCAAGAGUGUGGCAAAGUGUUCAGUAGGAAGAGUGACCUUAACAAGCACACCCUUACACACACUGGUGAAAGACCUCAUGAAUGCCAAGAGUGUGGCAAAGUGUUUAGACACAAGAGUCACCUUAACAGACACACCCUUAUACACACUGGUGAAAGACCUCAUGAAUGCCAAGAGUGUGGCAAAGUGUUCACUCAGAAGAGUCACCUUAACACACAUAUGCUUACACACACUGGUGAAAGACCUCAUGAAUGCCCUGAGUGUGACAAAAGGUUUAGUUUGAAGGGUGAACUAAAUAGACACAUACUUAAACACACUGGUGUAGGACCUCAUGAAUGCCAAGAGUGUGGCAACGUGUUCAGUAGGAAGAGUGAGCUUAAAAAACACACCCUUAGACACACUGGUGAAAGACCUCAUGAAUGUCAAGAGUGUGGCAAAGUGUUCAGUACGAAAAGUGACCUUAAAAAACACACCCUUAGACACACUGGUGAAAGACCUCAUGAAUGCCAAGAGUGUGGCAAAGUGUUCACUCAGAAGUGUCACCUUAACACACACACCCUUACACACACUGGUGAAAGACCUCAUGAAUGCCCUGAGUGUGACAGAAGGUUCAGUGUGAAGAGUGAAUUAAAUAGACACAUACUUACACACACUGGUGAAAGACCUUAUAGAUACCUUGAGUGUGACAGAAGAGCAGGUGCAAGGAACAGUGCUCGCCUCUGUGGUGCAAGUGUUGGCGUGGGUGAGGGUGAUGAACCAAGGAAGAGAAAAAGGAAUGAUGAACCCGAGGCCAAAAACACAGACACUUCUAAAAAGUGCAAUGGCACUGAUCUUAGCGUCCAGUAG